UGUCAGUGACAGUGAAAAUUUCUCAUCGACUACACAAUGGUGGUGGGAAAAUUCUAGAAAAUCAGUGUAAAAUGCUGGGUAGGAAGCAAAGUCUCAAAGGCGAACCAAUCCUUGCGGACUACGGACCCGAAGAGUCGUUAAACGAAAGUGCAGACAUUGAGUGGAUUAAUAAACUAUGGGUGAGACGGUUGAUGCGUCUCUGUGCCCUAGUUUCCCUGACUUCCGUCUCCCUAAACACCCCCAAGACCUUCGAGAGGUACCCCCCGUUGCAGUACAUCACCUUCGUGUGCGACACCAUCGUCACGUUCCUCUUUACAUCGGAGAUGAUUGCAAAGAUGCACAUCCGGGGUGUGUACAAGGGUGAGGUGCCCUACCUCAAGGACCACUGGUGCCAAUUUGACGCAACAAUGGUCAUCUUUCUCUGGAUGUCUAUAAGUUUGCAGAUAUUUGAGAUCCUGGGAAUAGUUCCAGGGUUCUCCUAUCUGUCCAUUAUGCGUGCACCACGACCACUCAUAAUGAUUCGCUUUCUGAGAGUUUUCCUGAAGUUUUCCAUGCCGAAGAGUCGUAUCAACCAAAUUUUCAAGCGGUCUAGUCAGCAAAUCUACAACGUAACCCUCUUCUUCCUGUUCUUCAUGUCUCUCUAUGGGCUGUUGGGGGUGCAAUUUUUCGGCGAACUUAAGAACCAUUGCGUUCUUAAUACAACGGAAAUGGACACCUUAACAAUCAACUCUUUGGCCAUCCCAGACACCUUCUGCUCCACUGAUGAAGAUUCAGGAUACCAAUGUCCUGAUGGAAUGAAGUGCAUGAAGAUGGACUUCCUUUCAAGCUACGUUCAGGGUUUCAAUGGCUUCGAAGAUAUCGCAACGAGCAUCUUUACAGUGUAUCAGGCUGCAUCGCAAGAAGGCUGGGUAUUCAUAAUGUACCGAGCAAUUGACUCUCUCCCAGCAUGGCGAGCUGCCUUCUACUUCAGCACAAUGAUCUUCUUCUUAGCUUGGCUUGUGAAGAACGUUUUCAUUGCUGUCAUUACGGAGACUUUCAAUGAAAUCCGUGUACAAUUUCAGCAAAUGUGGGGUGUGAGGGGACAAAUUCAGAACAGUACGGCAUCGCAGAUCCUAUCAGGAGAUGAUACAGGAUGGAAACUUGUAACGAUAGAUGAAAACAAACAUGGAGGACUGGCACCGGAGACAUGUCAUGCUGUUCUACGAUCUCCAUAUUUUCGACUCCUAGUUAUGACCGUGAUCCUAGCGAAUGGGAUUGUAACAGCCUCGAUGCACUUUAAGCAUGAUGGACGACCACGUCAAGUUUUCUACGAGAGCUACUACUACAUCGAGGUUGCUUUCACAUUCUUCUUGGAUUUGGAGACGCUUUUCAAAAUCUACUGCCUCGGCUGGAGAGGAUACUUCAAGCAUUCCAUCCACAAAUUUGAACUACUUCUUGCAAUUGGAACAACCCUUCACAUAAUUCCUGGACUCUACCUCUCCGGAUUGACGUACUUCCAAGUCCUGCGUGUUGUUAGACUCAUUAAGGCUUCACCAAUGCUCGAAGGAUUCGUUUAUAAGAUUUUUGGACCAGGAAAGAAACUCGGCUCAUUGAUCAUCUUCACAAUGUGCUUACUUAUAAUCAGCUCCAGCAUUUCGAUGCAGCUCUUUUGCUUCCUGUGUGACUUUACAAAGUUCGAAAGCUUUCCCGAAGCUUUCAUGUCUAUGUUCCAGAUUCUCACGCAGGAAGCUUGGGUGGAAGUUAUGGAUGAAACUAUGAUACGCACCAGCAAAACCCUCACACCCCUCGUUGCCAUGUACUUUAUCCUUUAUCAUCUCUUCGUCACGCUGAUUGUGCUCUCACUUUUCGUCGCAGUCAUCUUGGACAAUUUGGAGUUGGAUGAAGAUAUCAAGAAGUUAAAGCAACUAAAGUUCCGGGAACAAAGUGCUGAGAUCAAGGAGACACUUCCAUUUAGAUUGAGAGUUUUCGAAAAAUUCCCAGACUCUCCACAAAUGACAAUCCUGCACAAAAUCCCGAAUGAUUUUACUCUUCCCAAAGUGAGGGAAUCGUUUAUGAAGCACUUUGUAACUGAAUUAGAAUCAGACGAUCCAUCUUUAGUUGAGGGAAUCAUGAAGCAACCAACUUCGGAGUACUGGGAGUCCAAUAUUGUCUUCAAGAAGCGCAAACCCGUGAGGAUUAUGUACUGUACCCCGAAAGUUCGAUCAGUUGGAAGCAGCUUGAGAAAAUUGGCUAUUACGCACAUUAUCAAUGACUCCAACAAUCAGAGAUUAAUGUUGGGAGAUUCAGCCAUACUGCCAGUUGUUGGUGCCAAAUCUGGAUUGAAAUCUCAGGGCACUGUAACACACCCUAAGCAGUGGAGGAUGGAUCAGAAGAAAUUUGGGUCUAGAUCAAUCCGUCGAAGUGUUCGGAGUGGUUCGAUCAAAUUGAAGCAGACUUAUGAACAUCUAAUGGAAAAUGGUGAUAUUGGAGCAGCAUCCAGGGUGACUUCAUCCCGUGCUCGGCCUCAUGAUCUUGAUAUUAAACUCCUUCAGGCGAAGAGGCAGCAAGCAGAGAUGCGUCGAAAUCAGCGAGAGGAAGAUCUGAGGGAGAAUCAUCCCUUUUUCGACACACCGCUCUUCAUUGUUCCAAGAGAAAGCCGCUUCAGGAAGUUUUGUCGUAAAAUCGUCCACGGUCGCUACGAUGCACGACUCAAGGAUCCAUUAACGGGAAAGGAGCGAAAAGUUCAGUACAAAAGUCUUCACAAUUUCCUGGGCUUAGUUACCUAUCUCGACUGGGUGAUGAUCUUCGUAACAACCCUGUCUUGCAUUUCAAUGAUGUUUGAAACUCCCACCUACCGUAUUAUGGAGCAUCCAGCUCUUCAGGUUGCUGAGUAUGUUUUUGUGAUCUUUAUGAGUUUGGAAUUGGCUCUGAAGAUCCUCGCUGAUGGUUUAUUCUUCACACCAAAAGCCUACAUAAAAGACGUGGCGUCUGCUCUUGAUGUUUUCAUCUAUGUUGUCUCCACGACUUUCCUUUGUUGGAUGCCAAAGCAAGUGCCAAGUAAUUCUGUAGCACAACUCCUCAUGAUCCUCAGAUGUGUUCGUCCUUUGAGAAUUUUCACCCUUGUGCCGCAUAUGCGGAAAGUCGUGUACGAACUGUGUAGGGGUUUCAAGGAGAUUCUUUUGGUAUCAACACUCCUCAUUCUUCUUAUGUUUGUCUUCGCAAGCUAUGGCGUUCAACUGUAUGGAGGAAGGCUUGCCCGGUGCAAUGAUCCGACAAUUUUAAAGCGAGAGGACUGCGUUGGAGUCUUCAUGAGACGAGUUUUCGUUACAAAGAUGAAGCUCACGCUUGGUGUUAAUGAAUCCUACCCAUCAAUGCUGGUUCCACGUGUCUGGGCAAAUCCUCGACGUUUCAAUUUUGACAAUAUCGGCGAUGCUAUGUUGGCACUUUUUGAAGUUCUCUCCUUCAAAGGCUGGCUCGAUGUUAGGGAUGUCCUGAUCAAGGCAGUUGGACCUGUUCAUGCAAUCUACAUUCACAUUUACAUUUUCUUAGGAUGCAUGAUUGGCCUAACAUUGUUCGUGGGUGUUGUUAUUGCAAACUAUUCAGAAAAUAAGGGAACUGCUCUGCUUACGGUUGAUCAGAGAAGAUGGUGCGAUCUGAAGAAACGACUAAAAAUUGCGCAACCUCUGCAUCUUCCACCUAGGCCCGAUGGGCGCAAAGUCCGAGCUUUUGUCUACGACAUCACGCAGCAUAUAAUCUUUAAGAGAUGCAUUGCUAUUGUAGUCCUCGUCAACAGUAUGCUCUUGUCAAUCACAUGGAUAAUGAAUGAGGUUCAUACGGAACGCCUUGUAAUCGUCAGUACACUCCUUAAUUUUGUCUUUGUCCUCGAGGUGGUGAUGAAGAAUAUUGCCUUUACACCUCGUGGCUAUUGGCAGAGUCGUAGGAAUCGCUACGAUCUUCUCGUCACUGUUGCUGGAGUCGUCUGGAUUUUCCUUCAGAUCAUCCUUCGGAGUCCUCUGUCGUACUUCCUAGGAUUUAUGGUGGUCAUCCUGCGUUUCUUCACCAUUACUGGAAAGCAUACAACCCUAAAGAUGUUGAUGCUGACUGUUGGUGUGUCAGUUUGCAAGUCCUUCUUCAUCAUCUUCGGUAUGUUUCUCCUGGUAUUCUUCUACGCCCUUGCUGGAACAAUCCUCUUUGGGACGGUUAAAUACGGCGAAGGCAUCGGGAGACGUGCAAACUUUGGAUCUCCAGUAACGGGCGUUGCAAUGCUGUUUAGGAUUGUAACUGGAGAAGAUUGGAACAAAAUCAUGCACGACUGCAUGGUACAACCACCUUACUGCACACCAUCUGGAAAUUACUGGGAAACUGACUGUGGAAACUUUACAGCAAGUCUCAUCUAUUUCUGCACCUUCUACGUCAUCAUAACGUACAUUGUCCUUAACCUCUUAGUGGCUAUUAUUAUGGAGAACUUUUCCUUGUUCUAUUCAAAUGAGGAAGACGCCUUGCUCUCAUACGCUGAUAUUCGUAACUUCCAGAAUACAUGGAACGUCGUUGAUAUUCAUCAGCGAGGAGUUAUUCCAGUACGACGUGUUAAGUUCAUUUUGAGACUCCUCAAAGGACGCCUCGAGUGUGAUCCACAGAAAGAUCGUCUUCUCUUCAAGUACAUGUGCUACGAAUUGGAUAAGCUGCACAAUGGCGAGGAUGUUACCUUCCAUGAUGUAAUCAAUAUGCUAUCAUACAGAUCUGUUGACAUCAGGAAGGCUCUGCAACUGGAGGAAUUACUGGCACGAGAGGAAUUUGAGUACAUUAUAGAGGAAGAAGUUGCUAAGCAGACCAUUAGAACUUGGCUGGAAGGAUGUCUCAAGAAAAUACGAUCUCAGAACAUUGCAAAACAACAGAAUUCCCUCAUUGCCGGUCUCAGAGCAACAAAUGAAGUCCCCAAAUCCGAUUCAACCGAAGAUAAACUCCCCAAAGAACCACAAGAUAUUGAGCAGGAAGUGAAGGAUGCUGAAGCACUACGGCUACGGAAGAAAUCUCAAAAUGUUCUCAAUCGUUCUGAUUCCACGGGAAGUGCAAGUGGAAGGAAGUUUCUAGCGCCAACACUAUCGGAUCCACAGGCACGCAAUGAGAAGGAACGUUUUGCCAAUAGCAAGAAGAAAACCCCGCGUCCACAGGCAACUACCAAGAACAAUUUGCCGCUCUUGAAUGAAUUUUCGCACAAUCAGACACAAAUUGUGGGAUCCAUUAAUCAAACUAAUCUUAUUUACGAAGUCCAAGGAUGGUUCCAGGAGCAAGUUACUUGUGCUAUGAGUAGCGAUGAAGAAGAGUAGGAUGUUUUAUGUUUAAUUAGGAGGAUCUUGACGAUUUAUGUGAAAAAAAAAUGGCGGCAUGUAGCUAUUACGAAACAUAGUAAUGCGUAUAAAUUAGUAAGGAGAUUAAUUUUUACCGCCAUCUUGGAAAAAACUUUCGUUAAUUGAUCAAAAAUUGAUUUUAUCUUGUGAAGUAUGGUGUUUUCACAGGGCUGUUUAAUGUUGGAGUAUGUUGUAUUUUAUGUUUGAUUGUUGUUUUUAUUAAUUCCAAGAAAUAGGUAAAUGAUCGAUUAAAAAUUAGGAAAAUAUAACUACAAUAUCUGUACGUUCUUAUCUGUAUUAUUGCGUACCUAACUUAGAAAGAUUAGUUUCUUUAAUUUGUGUUUAUCUUAAUCUUUAUGAAUUAUUUUUAAUCUAUAAAACUUUGUGAUGGUGGAAGGAAAAUUGUAAGAAAAAUUACCCCACUUACCUUUAAUUCCUUUAUUUUCCAAGUAGUGGACACGGGCAUAGCCUUAACGGCCAAAAUUAACACAAAUUCACUGCACAAGAUAGAAAAAUGUUAACAAAUUCAUCUGUAUUCAAUGUUAAGAGAAUAAAUUCUGUGUUUACUAGAAUAAAAUUCACUUUGUGGAGCUUCUUUUGCAAACUUUUCACAUUUUCUUCUGCAAAAAAU
Molecule: messenger RNA, 5958 nt
Organism: Lutzomyia longipalpis
Lineage: Eukaryota; Metazoa; Arthropoda; Insecta; Diptera; Psychodidae
Gene: na
Product: sodium leak channel NALCN
Exons: 5
Coding region: 72-5306 (1744 amino acids)
Biological process (GO): transmembrane transport; monoatomic ion transport
Cellular component (GO): membrane
Molecular function (GO): monoatomic cation channel activity
Source: RefSeq, a predicted model, not a curated record